GGGCGCGGGCAGCGCAGUGCUGCGCGCAGCCGGUGGCGGGCGGGGAGCGGAGCGGGCCGGGCUGGGCUGGUUCCUCGCAGCGACCCUCCGGGCACCGACCGCGCCUCCCCGCCUCCGCCCCGUGGGGAACAGCCCACGGAAACACCUAUUUUUUUUUUUUUCAGCUUUUUUUUUUUUUUCUUCCUUUUUUUUUUUUUUUUUUUCCUAAUUUUCCUCCCGCUUCCCUUCCCAACCCGGCACUUCCGGCUGGUUUCCGGGCCGUUUCCGGGUGACUUGAGCUCCUCUUCCGGUGGCGUUUCCACUCGGGGCGGGUGGGAGAUGCUGGUGGCGGCGGCGGGGCCCGCUCCGGGCGGCUCGGAGCAGCGCGGCGGCCGGUUCAGCGUCCUCUCGUGGGAGCAGGUGCAGCGGCUGGACCAGAUCCUGGGCGAGGCCGUGCCCAUCCACGGCCGCGGAAAUUUCCCCACGCUCUCGGUGCGGCCCCGCACCAUCGUCCAGGUUGUCCGUAGUCGCCUGGAGAAGAAAGGAAUUGCAGUCCAUAAUGUGAGGUUGAAUGGCUCAGCGGCCAGUCACGUCCUACAUCAAGACAGUGGCUUGGGGUACAAAGACCUAGAUCUCAUCUUUGGUGUAGAUCUGAAGACUGAAGAUGUCUUCCAGCUUGUUAAAGAUGUGGUCAUGGACUGCCUUCUUGACUUCCUCCCAGAAGGUGUCAACAAAGACAAGAUCACCCCCAUGACUCUGAAGGAGGCAUACGUGCAGAAGCUUGUGAAGGUAUGCAACGAGACCGACCGCUGGAGCCUCAUCUCCCUCUCCAACAACAGCGGGAAGAACGUGGAGCUGAAAUUCGUGGACUCUCUCAGACGGCAGUUCGAGUUCAGCGUGGACUCCUUCCAGAUCAUCCUGGAUUCGCUUCUGCUGUUUGGGGAGUGCUCAGAGAACCCCAUGGCUGAAAACUUCCACCCCACGGUCACGGGGGAGAGCAUGUACGGGGACUUUGAGGAGGCAAUGGACCAUCUCCGGAACAGGGUCAUUGCCACAAGGAACCCAGAGGAGAUCAGAGGUGGGGGGCUUCUGAAGUACUGCAACCUCUUGGUGAGGGGGUUUAAGCCCAAAUCGGAAGUGGAUAUGAAGGCACUACAGCGAUACAUGUGCUCCAGGUUUUUCAUAGACUUCUCUGACAUCGGUGAGCAGCAGCGGAAGCUGGAAUGCUACCUUCAGAGCCACUUUGUUGGGAUGGAGAGCAAAAGAUAUGACUAUUUGAUGACCCUCCACAGGGUGGUCAAUGAGAGCACAGUCUGCCUUAUGGGACACGAAAGGAGGCAGACCCUGAACCUCAUUGCCAUGCUGGCUGUGAGAGUCCUGGCUGAGCAGAACAUCAUCCCCACGGUCACAAACGUUACCUGCUACUACCAGCCAGCUCCUUAUGUCAGUGAAAUAAACUUCAACUACUAUGUCACCCACGUGCAGCCCUUCCUGCCUUGCAAUCAGUCUUACCCAACGUGGCUUCCCUGUAACUGAGCUGGGACAAACUUCAGGGUCUGUCCUCCAAGGUACUUCCUGGCCUUGGGGAGUGGGGAGGGAGGGUGGGGGCAAAAAAAAAAAAAAAGACAAAACAAGAACAAACCUUCCUAGAACUGCAACAAAAGGAAACUUCCUGGACUCUUGCUUGAGUGUCUUGUUCCUGGGGUUGUUGGAACGAGGCCUGUCUGCUGUACACUGUGAUGGGAAGUGCAGUGUUAUGGAAACUAGAUGACUUGGACGUUUACAGGAAGACUCGAUCACUUACUGAAUUCUGGAGGCAAUGGGGGAGGGUGGGGGUGUGUGAGGGGAGAUUGUAAAGUUACACUAAGGUAGAACUGCACUGCCCUGAAAUGGAUCUGAAUUGUGGUUUUUAGUGCGGGAGGUGUUAUGGGUGUGCAGACUUGUGGCUUCUGAAGAUAGAAGCCAGAGUGGCUAAUUCCUCUGAAGGACCAAAGAAUCCUGUUUAAGUGCCUGUAACAAUAUAAACACAACUGUACUGUAAACCUUAUUUUUUUUUGCAGGGGCUGACAUCCUAAGAGCUUGAGUGGGGAUGUCUGAAGAGGAAAAUGUUUCUGUUGGGGGUGGGGGGGGUGGGGAGGGUCGUAAGAUCAUUUCUAGUAACCUCGCUGAAGCAAGAAUGGGAUCGCAGGUUACAUGUCGCUGAGGUUUUUUGGCAUGGCUUGCUGCCUGUGAAGGACCAGCUGUAGCAAAUAGCUGUCAAAGUGGAGUUGCAUAAACAGGGGUGGGCUUUGAAUGACUACGUGUAAAUGCCUAAAACUGGGGACAGGGGGGUGGGGGGGGAGUGCAUGGUGGAAAAUGCUGUGCAGAGCUUUAUGGAGAAAAGGCAGCAGGGACCUACAUAUGAAUUUAUUCAAGCUCCCAAGUCUGCAGUGCCAAAAUGUAAUCAUGUACAUAAAUGAUGAGGCAGAAGAUCUGUCCAGGAGCCUGCCCCAGGCUACCGUACCUAAUCAUGUAUUUUCUAGGGGAAUUUGAAAUGCUGCUUUUUCUUUUUUUUUUUUUUUGGCAUGCAGUGUGGUUUUAAUG
This is a messenger RNA of Tyto alba (common barn owl), 2562 nucleotides long. RefSeq names its product terminal nucleotidyltransferase 5B (gene TENT5B). The transcript has 2 exons. The record is from RefSeq and is a predicted model, not a curated record. Gene Ontology annotation, biological process: mRNA stabilization. Gene Ontology annotation, molecular function: RNA binding; poly(A) RNA polymerase activity. The coding region runs from base 319 to 1515 and encodes 398 amino acids. Lineage: Eukaryota; Metazoa; Chordata; Aves; Strigiformes; Tytonidae.